Molecule: messenger RNA, 3699 nt
Organism: Coffea eugenioides
Lineage: Eukaryota; Viridiplantae; Streptophyta; Magnoliopsida; Gentianales; Rubiaceae
Product: putative late blight resistance protein homolog R1B-17
Exons: 3
Coding region: 36-3044 (1002 amino acids)
Biological process (GO): defense response to other organism
Molecular function (GO): ADP binding
Source: RefSeq, a predicted model, not a curated record
CUUAUACAAGUUUCCUAGUUCCAGUGAAGGAUCAAAUGUUAAAACUCCACCAGGGACUAAGAUUCCUGGUUAUCUUUCUUAGCGGGCAGCAGGAGAAGUUCGAUGAGCUAAAUGAUGAAAUGAAGGAUCUAAUUGGAUUUGUGGUCUCUGAUGCAGGUAUUGUGAUUGUCUCCCUUUCUGUGAACGAAAUGAAAGAAGGCUUGCACAAAGAAACAGAUCUGGCACUUUCUCAUCUGCUCGAAGUGCUCAAGUUGAUCAUUGCUGAAGUUGGACACAUUUAUUCAGCACCAUCAUCAUCAUCACUUACUUUCCCUAGGACUAAUGAACUCGGCUCUCUUGAUUCUCUUCUAGAAACUCUCAAGGAACUAGCAAGCUCUACAGCUGCUUCAAUUGCUUUCCCAAACGAUCAAAUACGCACCAUCCUAGAAGAUCUUGUCUUCUUAAGAUCUUUUCUAGGAAAUGUUGUAGAGCAGCGCAAACGAAAUGAAAAACUCCAAGCUCUUUGGAGUCGUGUCAUGAAGGUUGCUUACAGUGUAGAACUAGAAGUUGACUUUGCACUGGCUGGUGAUCAACAUGAACAUUGUUUGGAUGCUAUUGCUAGAGAUAUCAAGCUUGUGAAGAUAGAGGCUGAAGAGAUCUAUGAUAGCAUAAGAUAUGAUGUUGAAACCCAGAGGCUAACCAAGAUUACCAUUCACAUGCCGGCACAAGUUACUGCUCCAACGUUUAAUGAAGCUCUGGUAGGUCUCGAUGAUGAGGUAGAAAGUAUAAUUGAUAGACUUACGAGAGGAUCAAGCCAGUUGGAUGUUGUUGCCAUCGUAGGUAUGCCUGGGCUUGGUAAGACAACUUUAGCCAAUAAUGUGUAUGGUGAUACUUCAAUAAAGUUCCACUUCCAAAUUCUUGCUUGGUGUACUGUUUCUCAAGUAUAUAGCAAGCACAAUUUGUUACUGCAGAUUUUGAGUGUUAUUGAUUCUAACAGUUCUGACCAAUGCCAUGAGAUGAAUGAAGAUGAUCAAUGGCAUGAGAUGAAUAAGGAUGAUUUGGCUCAAAUGUUGUAUCAGCGUGAUGAUCAAUGGCAUGAGAUGAAUGAAGAUGAUUUGGCUCAAACGUUGUAUCAGCGUUUGAAAAGGAAGAGGUAUGUCAUUGUUUUGGAUGAUGUUUGGGAUAUUGAAGGGUGGAAUUUGUUGAAACACUCAUUCCCAGAUGACUGCAAUGGAAGCAGGAUACUCUUAACCAGCAGAUUUCAGAAUUUAUCAUUGCAAAUUAAACCUGAUAGCCAGCCCCACCAUCUUCGCCCACUUACCGAUAAGGAGAGUUUUGAAUUGCUGCAGAAGAAGCUAUUUGCCAAAGAAGAUUAUUGUCCUCCAGCAUUAAGGGAAGUUGUACAGCACGUAGCAAAAGACUGCAAGGGCCUACCUCUCACCAUUGUCCUCGUUGCUGGAAUUCUCGCUACUACUGAGCAAGAUUGCUGGGAAGAAGUUGCAAGACGUCUAAGGUCUAGCAUUUUUGCUGACGAUGAGCACUGCAUGAAGACAAUUGAGCACAGUUACAAUUAUUUACCAGAUUAUUUGAAGCCAUGCCUUCUUUAUUUUGGUGCAUCUCAAGAAGAUAAAGACAUUCCUGUCAGAAAGUUGUUAUGGCUUUGGAUGGCUGAAGGAUUCGUGCAAAAAACUGAAGGAAAGAGUUUAGAGGACGUGGCGGAUGACUAUUUGAUGGAUUUGAUUGGGAGAAGUCUAGUUAUGGCUACCAAACAAAGAUCUUUAGGUGGGAUCAAAGUUUGCCGAGUUCAUGAUUUGGUACGUGAGUUUUGUGUGGCAAAAGCAAGAGAAGAAAGUUUUCUACAAAUUUCACAUGGGGAUGAUCAUCUUACUUUUAUUGGACAGUGUAACCCCCACCGACUAGCUAUUUACCCUACUACGAGUCAGGGACUCAAAAAGUCAAUGCUAUUUUUCCCCAAUUUGCGUUCUUUGCUCUUCUUUGAUGUUUAUGAGGAAGCGGAACUGGGUGAAAUUUGGUUCAAACUUCUAUCAUCUAAACUUAUUAGAGUGUUGGAUUUGGGUUACAAUUUGGCUUUUUUUUCAGAGGAAGUAGUAGUAUUCUUUGUUCACUUGAGGUACUUGAACAUUAGAUUGGACAGUAAAGCUGGUAUCCCAUCUGCAAUAGCCAAGCUCUCGAGAUUAGAAACAUUUGUCAUAAUAAAACCCCGUGGAGGGUGCAUUUUGUUACCAAACACUAUCUGGAACAUUAAAACAUUGAGGCAUCUUGUCGUAUCAUCUAAUGGAAGUGGUUUCGAAUUUCCCAUCGACAAUCUUGAAGGCUCACCAGAUUUAAUACAUUUAGACACUUUAACCCUUGCAAUUGAUUCCUCUCCUCAAAGCUUGCAAAAGACACUGACAAAGAUUCCGAGCAUCCGCAGGCUAAAAUGCGUGGAUGUCCAUGACGGAGUGCACGAUGGUAUUCUCGUGCUGGAGCACUUGAGUCGACUAGAAUCACUUAAGAUGAGCAGUUUUAAAGGAUAUGAGUUUGAAUUCCCAUUGAAUUUGAGAAAGUUGACUCUCUCAAAUAAUCGUCAGCCAUGGAGUAAAAUUUCAGCAAUUGGAAAGCUGCCCAACCUUGAAGUCCUUAAAUUAGGCUGUGAUUCCUUUGUGGGGGAAAAGUGGGAAAUGAAAGAAGGGGAGUUCCAAAACCUCCGAUUCUUGGAAUUGUCAGAGUUGGACUUUCGAUGGUGGACCGCCUCUUCUGAUAAUUUUUGCUGUCUUGAGAAAUUGGUUUUGAGUUCUUGUGAAUCGCUGGAAGAGGUCCCUUCUUGUUUAGGGGAAGCCCUCACUCUUGACAUGAUUGAGCUCGAAGGCUGCCGUGCGUCUGUUGUGACUUCUGUGAAGCAAAUUCAACACCAACAGAUGGAUAUGGGAAAUAAUGAUCUAAAAUUAAUGAUAGAUAGGCGCUCUGAUCGGUUAAAGUUGGCCCGUCUCAGAAGCAAAAUAAGGAUCGAAUUUUCAGCCUACAUAGGUGCUCUUCGUUUUAUAGAAAGAGCAUCUGACUUUUAAACAGAUAUUGGAACUGUACUGCCAAGUUUUUGCCCGUAAAUUGUCUGCAGCGUACCGUACAGGAGGACAUCCAAAAUAAAACCACAGACUGCUGGAGAUGCAUGGAUGACUUGAUAGCCUUCUUGCAUUACUGGCCUGCAACGGAUCCCUCAACUAGGGAAGCAUUUCUGAUGCUGGCAAGGUUCUUGAAUUGAAUAUUUCAACUGGAUGGAUCUCUCACUCACCGGAAGCUUCAUCAGCUAUUUAAACUUCCAGUUUGAUCUUGUUCUUGACAGAUAGUCUCUUCAUUCCAGCUCAUCAAGUGUUGGAAGGGGAUCUCUCUUCGCCGAUCACAUUUGGAAGGGGAUCAAGUGUUGCUUGUAGCUCAGACUCCGAAAGUGCAGCAAUACAAAUUCCAUUUGCUCUUAAUCAAAUGAAAAUGACUAUUGGAAUCAAGUGAAAAAUUUGUAGAUUGCAUUGUUUUGCUCAAAAGGAAAAAAGCAUGCACCAAAUUGAAUUGGAUGGUAUAUUUUUCUCUCAGUAAUUAACUUGCAAUACGUGAUGAAGAUCUGAGUAGGAUAAGAAGGAUAAAAUUUUAGAUUUUGUUUAUAGUAUUAAAUAUGUCUCAAUGAUGGACAAAUUGUAUUUUUGUUUAUAGUGAACGUGAUUUUUUAUC